Messenger RNA from Acanthaster planci (crown-of-thorns starfish), 8232 nucleotides. RefSeq lists its product as uncharacterized. The record is from RefSeq and is a predicted model, not a curated record. Gene Ontology annotation, molecular function: protein binding. Gene Ontology annotation, cellular component: cytoskeleton; cytoplasm. NCBI's taxonomy places the organism in Eukaryota, Metazoa, Echinodermata, Asteroidea, Valvatida, Acanthasteridae. Gene Ontology annotation, biological process: negative regulation of actin filament polymerization.
CUUCGCUGGUGGGGGUCCACAUACAGGUACAUGUAUGCAUAGUAGAUGUACAUUGAUGUACAUGCACAAGUACUGUAUCUUGCUUGUUAGUUAUUCCAUGGUUGAGUUUGCUUUGUUCGCAGACUAUUGAUGGAUGAGAUGAAAUUGGGAGGGGGUUCAUUAUGCGUGUGUGAAAUUCAACACUUUCAAGACUGCUGAGUCAAGGACACCGUUGGGAACAACUUGCCAGUUUAUUGUUGACUGAUUUCGACUGACGUUGACUCACAUUACUUCCAAUGUGAAAAUGGUCAGUAGGCUGACUGCUGUCGUGGGAUUGUUUUUUGUGCGCUCAAAAGAAAGCUUUCACUGUUGCCAGAGUUUUCUGAUCUGCAUUUGGAUAUUUUAUAAAUUUGGGGUCCGAUAAGUGACAUUUUUUGUCGGUGCUACAUGCAUCUGUGUAAUUUGAUUAGGGAAUGUACAUGUAUCAUUGAAAUUGACAAACUACAUUGUAUUUUUAUUUAUGUGACUGGUAAUGUGCAUUAGUUAAUCACUCUUGGAUAAAAAAGAAUGUGCUCUAAACUUACAAAAUCAUAUAACAGGUGUAACAGUGACAGGAAAAAUUAGACCCCAAAUUUAUAGAAAGACCCAUUUCUAUUUUUUCUGUGGAAACAGACUUCGGAGAGUUUUUUAAGUUCAUAGUUUGUGUGACAUGUACAUGUAUGUAUAGGUUCAUGUACAUGUCCGUGUACCGGUAUAUACAGCCCGCAGACAGGUGCACAUUUAUGUCUGUGUGCAGAUUUCCUAGGCCUACAAACUGAAAGUUAAUUGCUCAAUUAUUCAACAACCUGAACUUAAAUUUCACUUUUUUCACUGAACUUCUAGAAAGGCAAAUUGUACAUGUACAUCAUGCCACUAAGUUACUGUGAUACAUGUAUGUGAAUUGUCGUGCCAACAUCUGUUGGUUGGACGGGCUACCGGUACAUGUACAUGUACAUACUCAGUGAAGUGCUCAGAAAGUUCAUUGCACAUUCAGACGCCUGUGGCUACAGUAGCACUGUGAUGUGUUCUGCGGUGUUUUUGCAGGUUACCGAUAUGUUUGAGUGAGCAUAUACAGUGGCACAGUUUCGGCUAGCCCAUCAGCCACGUCAUGUCCUGAAUUACUGUAUCAAUGGUGUGCUCAUCCAUGCAUCAAGCGCCACGCACAUGUUCACAGUUUCCUUUCACUGUAUAUAUGCAUUCAAAAACUGUACCUACCGAGCAAGGACACGCGGUACCGGUACAAAAGGCAAUAAAGAGAGACCCAGAUUGUUUCAUGGCAACAUUUACUUUUGCUGUGAAUGUGGGUGGAUAAGAAGCUGUUCAAUUUCCAGGAAGACAAAAUUGGAAUUUAUCUUCAGUACACACGGUACAUGACUCUUUCAUUGGAAAUUAUUUGUACACUUGAGCUUAGAUUUACAUCAGGAAUAUAGGUGUAUGAGUAAACAGCAUUGACAUUCAGGGUUUUCUGAAGGAAUUGAUGGUAGUUGACUGUUUGGCUGAGCUGAGGGCUGGCGUGUAUAAAUCCAGAAAGGUACCGUACCAGUACAGUACAUGUAUGCAGGCACAGAUGUAUUUUGUUUUGUCAUCAGUCUUAGUCACUUGUAACAUCAAGAAAAGAGGAGUUAUCUUUGUGUGCUGCGAAUUUUUUCCGUAUUUUCAAUUGAAGAUGUAAACUUUACCCAUAAUACAAAAUCAGAUUUAGAAGCUUCUGAAUUUUUUAAACAAGGACAACCAUUCUUUUUCCAUAUCCUAAAGUUGUAUUCACUGGAAUGUAAACAGCCAGCAUACCGUUCUGUAUCAAGUGACUCUUAUGCACGAUUGCAUAGGCCCAUUCUUUGAGGCUCGCGCAUAGGGCUUAUCCCUCGUGAGCGCUCGUGCAUGGAGACACAAAAGAAAAGCCAGUGUUGAAGGAGUGGUUGGGGGGAAAAAAACGCUUCAAAGGCUUCGCUGUUGUAAGCAUUGGACACAUUCCAGCCUGGACAGAAAGAUUGUUGGGCCCAUUCAGAAAGCAAGGGGACCCGGGAUCAGAAAGGAUUAGACUGUGUAACGUGUGUCAUUUGUGGAUUGGGAUCGCUAGAGGUGCAUUCGGAUUUUAGUACUCCGUUCUCCAGUUUAUGUGCACAUGUAUUUCUAACUGAUGUACGGUAGACCACUGGAUAAAUAGUGAUGGUGCAUGGGUACUUGUGGUCAACUGAAGAGCUCAUUCAAGUCUGAGAACCGCAACGCAAGCAACAACAAUCUGGUUGAGGAUUCUACAACAAAACGGUGCAGCUGCUGUCCCUAUGGCUACCACAUAGAUCUAGACUUCCUUAAUUACUGCCAGGAUAUCUCCUCAGGAGCCAACCUGCAGAAAAUAAAGAAGGUCAAAAGGUCGCGACCCAGGCAUGAGGCUGUCAAGAGUAUCAAACCUCCUCCACCAAUAGUCCCACCUAGAUCAGUGUCCGUCGCACAGCACAAGAAGUGGAAGCAGCAACGCGAGAAGCUUGAAGCUGACAAAAUCUUGGAGAAGGAGAAUGCUGCGUUCGUGGCUACCUACAGCCAGUUUGCCAAUCUGAUCCGCCGGCGGUACAUGAGUGAAGGGCUGGACUUCCCUGAUGACACAGAUGGCCGGGACCACAUACCCAUGGACACUCAGAGCCUUCCGGCAUUUCCACUAGACGUGAGUCUGAGUGAUGUGGAAACAGAGAGCGUGUCGUCCUGUAGCAAUAUCCCACCAGCAACAGACAGGCGGCGGAGCCACCCCACAGAGCACCCACUGGAUGACCAAGACAUGAGUCGCGACAACUACCUAGGCAUCCCGCAUCACCUCCUUGCCACCAACCUCCUCAGGAUGUCCUCUCAGAGUGGAUCCAACAGUUCCAUUUCUUCCACAUCCUCAACAAACUUCUCCCACUCCUCUGCCAGCGCUCAGAAUGCUUACGGGCAGGGGGCAGCACCAUCGCCACUGCUGGGCCAGGCCUUUUUUUCAGGUCUGGAUGGCUCGCAGGCGUCAGGUCGAUCCACCCCAUCUUCAAUCAGCACCACAGCACUUGCAGGAGUGCGACAGCAGAUGGCGGCCGCCCUCGCCCGCCUGAAGCAACUAGAGGAGCAGGUGAAGGCCAUCCCUGUUCUCCAGGUGAAAAUCUCAGUCCUGAAAGAAGAGAAGCGACUUCUGAUGCUGCAGCUGAGGGCAAAGAACAAAAAACCAGACUCCAGAUCAGUCGCAGUUGGCGAUGGGCUCGUUGAAUGCAAUAAGGUUACUUCAAAUGGAUUUGAGACUGAGAUGGGAAGUUCAGAGGACUUUAACACUGAUGAUCUCGGUAUCAAUCAACCUCAGAUUUCAGCAGUCAGUGCCUUGCAGAGACUUGGAAAAUCUAAACCAGACCCUGGUGCCAAGAAAGCAAUCGUAAACCCUGUCCAAAGAUACCCAGUUGCAACUAGAUCAGUGGGAAUCGACGCUAAUUUUGUCAUUUCAGAGACAAAAUCAGUUGGGAUAAAUGUGACCUCUGAGAGCAGCUCAGACAGCCUCGAAACCUCACGCCAUGCAAACGGCUGGAACGGCCAGCCAAUGCAAGACAGGGUCAUGUCAGAGACAAGUAUCCAAGUCGGCAGUGUUCCCCAAGUUCAAUCGACACCAGCUCCUCUUAGAGACCAUGAAAGCUAUGACAAUGUGCAAGGAAAAGCCACAGCUCAGGAACAGUACAAACGUGCAAUGAUGUCCCCUCGUGUCAACAGCCUGCCCAAUUUAAGCUUUUCUCCUCCACCAGUAGCCCCGAAGCCCAGAGCUCGGACUAUCGGAGUGAACACUGACACAAAAGAGUCCCGUGAAAAAUCAACUAUGGUGCUGCCUCAAACAAAAAGCCAGCAGACAAGCACCAUUUAUGUGACGCAAGUGGAGCAGGGCGUAGCUACAGAGAGAAACGUUACAAAUCAAGGAGUUGGAACCGAUAAGGCAGUGCUUUUUGAGCGCACAACUAACACUGAUAAAGUGAUCAGUAAGGACCAGUCUACCUCUAUUGAGCCUGUGGUCUCUUAUUGCAGGGAUCGCGGCUGCAACACCGACAUCAUUCAAAUGCGGAUUUCGGCAACCAACACGGGGCCCUUGAUGCUUAAGAAACCAAGCCAGAGUAUCGCAAGCAAUACUGAUGCUGUCGAGUUUGCUUCACAAAAAACAGUGAAGGAUUCGGGAACUAACCCUGAGUUCUUGCCAGUCUGCUCGCAGUCAACUAAUACAGAGGGCAUGGAAAGGGUUGAUUUUGGAACCGGGACGCACAUUAUGGUGCAGGAUUCGAGCACCUCCACUCCGUCCCCACAACUGAGAGAGCAGGGAGUAGGUGUGGACCUACAGCUGCAAGUGCAAACCAUGGACCACUUCACAUUAACUGAGAGUGUUGCUGUAAACGACUGCACGACAAAUACAGACAAGACCGAGAUGACAAGUCAAGGAGUCAGUUGCAUUACAGAGACCCUCGACAGUUUCACAUCCACUGUACCUAGCGAAGUCAGCGACGGGUCUACCAACACAGACAAAGUUGCGCAGUCGCACCGAGGUGUGAACUGCCUACCGCAUACGACGGAGAGUUACACAACCACUGUGACUGCUGAGGUCAGUGAUGGCACAACCAACACAGAAAGGCUGGACACGUUGAGCAGAGGUGUGGAUUGCAUUGUGGAAACGUGUGAAAAAUCAGUGGAUGCCUUGGACCUUUCAGUGGAUUCAGGGGAACAGUCAGUUAGGUGUGUCCCUGAAGAGAUUGUGGUUCAAUCAGUCAACAAUAAUCUCAUGGCAGCAAUGCCGACAUUAAAACUCGAGACUGCUGAUAAAUCACUGACAGCAAUGAUAACAGCAGAAACAGCUGAGUGUGGUACAGAAAUGACAGUCACACAGCUUGUUGAUCAUGGAACUGUGUAUGAGCCAUCCGCAUUCACAAGUGAAUGCGGAACAGUCACAGACCAUCUCGGACUGGACAUGGGAAUGAACACUGACCGGCAGGAAUUGACGAGCAUCGGAUGCAACACCCCAACCCCACCAACAGUCAGUGAUGCAGGAGUCGAGGUCAAUCUCAUGGAAAAGAUUGUGCAACCCAAAGUCAGCUCUGUGUCUACCAGCAUUGAUUUGGAUGACAUUUCCGUCUCAGUCGGUGUCGGCAGCUGCUCUGUCUACGAUUCCAUCUGUGACCACUGCACCAAUCUGGUCACAAGCAGUGUUGCCGUUGGACCCACAGAUUCUACCCUCCUGACGAGAACAAUUGGCACAAAUUACAGCGUGAUGACGAAAACCAUCGGUGUCGGACACAGCCAAGUUGUAGAUCCCUCGGCCAGUUCUGACAAAGCAGUGGGCGACCAUGACAUCCGCGAGCCGAUGUGCAACAUCUGUGACCGGCCCCCGAUGAAAACGGUCAGCACUGAGAAGACCGGUCCAGAGACAUGCGACCAUGCAGUGGGGGAUGCAGUGGUUACCAGCCAAGUAACAGCAGGAGUGGGCGAUUGCACAGUAACAGAUCGCAUUUGCGAACACUGUGACAAUAUGACCGUGUCAUCUGUGGGUGUGGGGAACUCUGAAAUUAGCCUAUACACCAAAACGCAAGAGGUCCAAGUCGACGGUGCCAGAUUCAUCCCCAUUGAACCCCCCCUUACCCAUUUGACUACCAAACCAAGUCAGGCUCAGCCCCACCAGCGUAGCUCAUCGGAAAUCCAAGACAUCCUGGCAUCGAGAGCUGAAGAGGCUCACUCAGUGUUCCUCCCCCAGGUGCGCUCACCCUACCAGGGAUCGACCUCCUCCUCAGAAGAAGUCUCAGAGCUGAUGAUACAGAGGGAGUUUGUGGACUCAGAGAAGUCACCGCCGACUGACGGUCUGCAGGCUGUGCCUUCAAGUGUCAACUCGAGGGAGGCAGGAAACAACAAUUUGCCCAAGAUGGAUUAUACCCGAGCAUCAGGGAAAUUUGAGGAAUGGCACAGACAAGAAGAUCACAUGACUUCUUCUGUAGCAACAGCCACCCAUGCACUGAGGGAGCAGACCAUCUAUCCAGCCAGUAUCACGACAACAAAGACCAGCCAAUCGACUUCAACUGUCCGGCUGAGAACAGAGACGGGAAUGACUCAUGGGCUAGACUUUGAGGAUGACGAUGACUUCAUGACGGAGGGUUUUGCCAAUUUGCACGCCUUACUGGCAGGGGCCAGCCCACAGUCCAGAGAGGGGUCUACGAUGGUGGAUGAUUCCAUUCGGGAGAGGGAAGACCAGCACGGACAAGAGGGGAAAGACCCAUCACUGAGGCAUCGUGUUGUGAGUUCUAGUGAGGACUCGUCUGACUCAGAAUCGGACACCAGCACAGAGAGCUCAGAGUCAGCGACAACAUCCACCUCAGUGGAGGGUGGCUCAUACGAUGGACAAGUGGUCAAGCUGAUUAAGAAGAGACAGGAGAAGAAGAGGAAAAAGAACAGCACUGGACAGGCGAAAUCGCUGGAUAGACCAAGGUACACCUUGAGUGCUGACGUGACCAAAGCGUGCAACACGCUGGGCAAACUCCUUGAGAUGUCUGGCGAUAGUAACGCCAAGGACAUGUCUACUUGCAUGGCAACCGUCGCCAAGGAGUGGUUCCGGGUGACAAGCCAGAAGACAUCAGACCCCCUCCAAGUGGAGGACUUGCUAGCCUCCCUCGCUGAAAUGGGCAAGGCCGUUCUGGAGAAAAUUGUCAACACAGCCGAUGCUAAUGGUAACACAGCAUUGCACUAUGCCAUCUCCCAUGGCAACUUCAACAUCGUGGACCUCCUCCUGGAGUCACAGGUCUGUGACGUGGACCGGGCCAACCGCGCCGGCUACACAGCCAUCAUGUUGGCCUCCCUGGCCUCCAUGCAGAGCCAGAAACAGCAGCAGACCCUGGCCAAGCUGUUCCAGCUGGGCAGUGUCAACAUCCGGGCCACCCAGGCUGGUCAAACAGCAUUGAUGCUGGCUGUAAGUCACGGGAGACUGGAUAUGGUCAAGCUACUCCUUGAUUCAGGCGCGGAUGUGAACAUUCAAGAUGAGGACGGAUCAACAGCUCUGAUGUGUGCCAGUGAACAUGGGCACCAGGAGAUCGUCAAGUGCCUUCUGGCCCAUCCGCAAUGUGACCCUACACUCCUGGAUAAUGAUGGCAGCAGUGCCUUCUCAAUUGCCAUGGAGGCCGGCCACAAGAACAUCGGCGUUCUCCUGUACGCUCAGCUUAACUUUGCCAAGCAGUCCGGAAGCCCUAAACGGAGAGCUCAAAGUGCAUCCCCAAGAUUCCCAACCUAUACCUAUAGCUUUAUAAACCUGUCACAAACUGCCAUUUCCCCGGGGCCAGUGUCACCAAGUCCGUCGCCUAGUCCAUCACUCUCCAGCCUCUCCCCUUGUCCAUCCCCGUCUCUGUCGACUGCCAGUUCCCUAAGUGAUCUCAGCCACCAGUCAGGGGCCUCCCAAGCUUCCACCCGCAGCCGUUCGGUCAGCCCCAACUCCCGCAUCCCUAAGUUCCGCCACUUCCCCCAGACGAGGCCCUCACAGCUCAGCACCUCCUCCUCGGCGCUGCACCGGAGCAGCGCAUCUGCAUCCGACAAGAGCCCCUCCCCAAGGGGGAGCUUGUCCUCUCUGCGUUCAUCGGGCCGGGGCAGCAAGAUCAAGAGCCCCAGUGCUGGUCUGCGAGGUACCAGUGCAACAGCUGGGUCGCAGAGAACGUCCAGCAUCGGAAACAAACAACAGGCCAGUCCUACUAAAAAAGUUGGCGCUUUGAAGACGGCCAAAUCGCUGGACAAAUUUUCAACCAUGUGAAGAAGAGAUUUCCAUAUCCAUAUUUUGAAAUCUUACUGGUAUUUUUAAUUUGUACACCCUAACAUAUAUAUGCAGAAUGCAUUUUUUGACGGUGAAGAAUUCAGCAUGUCUAGUUUUGAAAGUUUCCAAUGAUGGAAUACAGAACAACUUUUAAUUUCUCAAACAAGCAACAACUUUCUGUGCCUUGUCGAUGAUUUAGGAACUGCCCCAACAUGAACACAAUGGAGGAGCCUGUAUUUUCAUAAAUUCUCCUUUUUGUGUACACCAUUUUCAAAUUACAUCUAGUUGGGACUUGAAUUUAGUAGAUAACUGAACACACGUAUAUGCCCAAUUCGAAAUCAAUAAACUGGUCUUCCAUGUCUCAUAGUCUCUUUCUGAUUGCAUAUUUUCACUUGGCGCAAUGUUUUGUACUAAAUUCAAAAGGGACUUUUUUGAAGACUGGUGUCUCGUCUUUG